Molecule: messenger RNA, 3180 nt
Organism: Adineta steineri
Lineage: Eukaryota; Metazoa; Rotifera; Eurotatoria; Adinetida; Adinetidae
Source: the annotation of a GenBank genome assembly
AUGAAUAAUAAUAGUAUUAUUUCCAGUCCAUCAACAUCUACAAAAAAGAAAAAAUCAUUAAUUACAUCUAAAGAAAAACAAAAACAUACAAUUGGUCAGAUUAAAGAACUACGUAUGCUUAAUUUUAUGUGUCAUAAAAAUUUUUCUAUUAACUUCCUUGCAACUCCAAUGCAAAUUGUUACGGGUGCGAAUGGUUCAGGUAAAUCAACAAUAGCAAAUGCGAUCUGUCUUUGUUUGGGUGCUCAAGCAAGAACAACUGGUCGAACGUCAAAUGUCCAGUCAUUUAUCCGAAAAGGCGAACCAUCUGCUGAAAUAACAGUCACUUUAGCAAAUGAAGGAGCUGAAGCUUACAAACCUGAACUUUAUGGAAAAGAAAUUCAAAUUAUACGAAGAAUUGGUGCUAGACAAUCAAGUUAUAAAGUUUUAGGUGAUAAUCGUAAAGUAAUUAGUACACGUAAAGAAACUAUAGCUGAAAUAAUUCAAGCUUUAUCAAUAUCACCUGAAAAUCCGUUAUGUGUUUUACAUCAAGAGAUUGCAAAAACGUUUUUAUUAAAUAGUGAUGCUCGAAAGAAAUAUCAAUUUUAUAUGAAAGUCUCCCAAUUAGAUCAAAUAAAACAAGCUUAUGAAGAAGCUGUAUGUACUGUACAAUCGAUACGUCAACGAAUUGACAUAAUGAAACAAAAACAUGGCGAUAUGCUUCGAGCAGUCGAACCAUUAGAAACACAAGUGAAAAAGAUUGAACUUCGUCGUACUCAAGAAGAAAAGAAACAUAAAUUAGAAGCUGAACUUAUUUUAGCUCAUGGUGUUGAAGCACAACAAGAACUAACAAAUGUUAAAAAUGAAUUAGAUCAAACACAAAAAAGUAAAGAUGUCAUUGAAGAAAAAAUGGCUGAAACAUUAAAUCAAAUUUGUAAAGUCGAAAAACGAAUAGAAAAUUUAAUACGUGAUAAAUCUGAUGUUGAAAAUGAUUUAUCUGGUCCAAAUGGUUUACGUGAAUUAAAUUAUCGAUUUGGUAAAGAAAAAAAAGAACUGGAAUUUCUAAUUUAUCGUUUAUCACAUGAUUGUGGAAAAUAUCAUCAAACAUUACUUGAUCUUGAACACGAACAAAACCGUUUAAAAAAACAUAUUAAUGAAUACGAAAAUCUAAGUCAACAAUCAAAUCGUAGUGAAGAAGAACGUUUAAAACUUGAUGAAGAAAUUCAAGAACGUCAACGAAAACAAGCAGCAUGGGAUCAAUCAAUAGUAUCGUUUAACGAUGAUAUAAAUGUUAAUGAUGAUACUAUUCGAACUAAACAAUCGACAAUUGAUUGUAUACAGAAUGAAUUAAGACAAAAACAACAGGAAUUAGAUGAAUUAAAAAAAAUUGAUAAUGAUAAAACGAAUGUUUAUGGAUCGUGGAUGUCUGAUUGUUUAAAAGCAAUACAAGCUGAUAAUAGAUUUCAUGCGAAACCUAUUGGACCUAUGGGUCAAUAUAUACAUUGUACUGAACCACGUUGGUCAUAUGCUGUUGAAAAACAUUUAUCAGGAAUAAUGGUAUCAUUUAUUUGUACAGAUGUUCAUGAUGAAAAAAUUUUACUUGAAAUAUUUGAUAAUUAUAAUGAACGUAAUUAUCGGCCAACUAUAUAUCGUAUGAGACAUACUGAUAGAGCUCAUGAUGUUUCAGGUACUCUAGAACGUAUAAGACAUGCAAAUCUUUUAUCUAUUUAUCAAGUAUUAAAAAUUGAUAAUAAAACAGUUGAAUGUGUAUUAAUUGAUUACAGACACAUUGAAGCAACAAUUUUAGUUGAAAACUUAGAUCAUGCUAAAAAUAUUAGACAAACUGGAGUCUUACAUUGGCAAGCAAUCGAUAAAAAAGUCAAACGAGUUGCUGAAGCAUGGACAUAUGAUGGUUCAAAUGUAAAAUUAGAUCGAGCAUUUCGAAUUUAUACAAAUGAUAAACAACCAGCAAGAUAUUUUACAUCAAAUAAUACACAAUCAUUAUCAAAUAAUGAAAUAAAUAUUGAAAUUAAACGUUUACAAGAACAAAUUAAUCAAAUGAAUUUAUCUAUGAAUGAAUUAAAAACAAUUCGACAAACAACAGUAAAUAAUUUUCAAAAUAUGCAAAGAGCAAGUCUGGAAAAUAAAAAGAAGAUUCAAGAAUUAAGUCAGGAACUUGAACGAUUAAAUUCUGCAAUGCCAGUUACAUAUGAAUAUACACUUAAUGAAUUAAAAGAAAAACUAAAUGAACAUAAUCAAAACCAUACUAUAACAAAAGCAAAAUUUGAAGAAGUAAAAGAUAGUAAAGAAAUCCAACAUCAACAUCUUGCUGAUGCGACUCAAAAACAUGACAAUAUAACUCAAAAAAUAGUAUCAAAAACUCGAGAACUUGAUGCUCUUACAGAACAAAUCAACGAUGAACAAUCUGAAUGUCAAGAAACUCAACAACAAAUACCAAGAUUAACUAAAAAAUGUGCACAACUUAAUGAUGAUAUUGAAAAAUGUCAAGAGAGAAUAAGUGAAUUAACUAAAAAUCUUCCUAAAAAAUCGAAAGCUUCUAAAUUGCCUGUUCGUUCUGUUCGUGACGUUCAACAAGAAAUCGAUGGAAUAAAUAAUUUUCUUAAAUCAAAUGAAGACACUAUCGAACAACGUCGACAAGUCAUCGAUGAAUAUAAAACAAAACGAGAUGCUGCGUAUGAUUUUAAGAAAGUUUGUGAACGAUGUCAUCAACAAAUGAAACAUUUAGAUUCAUUUGUUAAUAAACGUAAAGAAUCUUUUGGUAGAAUAGCUGAUCAACAUCAAUAUUUACUUCGACAUAAUUUUAAAAAUUUAAUGGAAAAACAUCAUUUCGAUGAUUGUGAUAUUAAAAUUAAUCAUAAAAAAGAAGAACUGGAAAUUAUUAUUAAAAAAAAUCAACGUAGUGUUGCUUCAUUAUCGGGUGGUGAACGAUCAAUAUCAACAUUUUGUUUUUUAAUUGCACUCUGGGGAUCUAUCUAUCAACCUUUUCGUUUACUUGAUGAAAUAGAUAUUUAUAUGGAUAAUGAAAAACGUAAUUCUUCUCUUGAACUUCUAUAUGAAAAUACUCAACAUUAUUCUUCAUCUCAACAUGUAAUAUUUACUCCACAAGCAAUUGAUCCGAAUAUAUGGAAACCACGAAAUGUGCCUGUUUUUUGUAUGUCCACACCUAAACGUUCAUUAGAAUAA